GUUGAAUUAAUCACUUUUUUUAUUCAUGAAUUUUGUGAUUUUUUUUUUCAUAAAAGAUAAACAAUGUCCAGUCGCUCAGCAAAGACUCUUCCACAAGAGAUCAUCAUUGACAUACUGUUACGACUCCCCGUCAAAUCCCUAUGUCGAUUCAGGUGCGUAUCCAAGCCAUGGCUUGCUUUAAUCAACGAUCCUCACUUUGUCACCUCACACCUCCGCCACAAUAAUACCCACAAACUCAUUCUCGCUUCUCACUCACUUUACUCUGUAAACCAUGAAGCGACACCCAUCGAUGAAGAAGUGGUUGCUGUAAAGCUUGAUUUUCCGUUGAAAUCGAUUCCCAGAAAUGACCAAGUUCAAAUCUUUGGCUCUUGCAAUGGGUUGUUGUGUAUAAUGCCUGUGCCUAAAGUUUUCUUUUUGUUCAAUCCUGCAACCAGAGAGGCCAAGAGAAUUCCGGAGUUUCAGUUGACUAGUUUAAAUUAUAGUAGUAUACAUGGGUUUGGUUAUUCUGAAGUCAUUGAUGAUUAUAAGCUUGUGAAAGUGAUUGUUCCAUCAAUUGUGUGUGUGUUUUCGCUGAGAACCGGGUCUUGGAGAAGGGUCAAAGAUUGUCAUUAUUUAUAUCCGGUUGGUGCUUCGGGUACGCCACUUAAUGGGGCAAUUCAUUGGGUUUUGACUAGGCCUGGUGAUGGUGUUGCUAAUGUGGUAGUUGCUGCGUUUGAUUUGGUGGAGGAGGUUUUUAAAGACAUUUCGCUACCUGAAGCUUUGAGAGACUUUGGAUUGUUUUCGCUCGCGACUGGGGUUCUUGGAGGGUGUCUGUGUGUGUUGCAUCAUCAUGGGGACCUUAGAAGAGAAUUUUGGGUUAUGAAAGAGUAUGGUGUAGAGAAAUCUUGGACGAAAGUUUUAAUGCAACAACCGUAUCAUGUGUUGAGGCCGUUAUGCAUGUGGAAGAAUUGUAAAAUGUUGUUGGCUGUGAAUGAGCAGCAGCUAGUCCUUUGUAAUCGGAGAGAUGGUUCAUGUAAAGAUUUUGUGGUUUUUGACAUGCCGCUUCUGUUUGAUGCUGAUAUUUAUGUGGAGAGCCUUGUCUCACCCAAUUAUGGGAAUAGGAAUUGAGAUUUGUUAAUGGAAGGAAAGCUGGGAUUUUCAGGCAGUAGGAGAGCAGGUGGAGUGUUCGGAUACUGUGUAUUCCAUUUGUAUAU
Molecule: messenger RNA, 1193 nt
Organism: Pistacia vera
Lineage: Eukaryota; Viridiplantae; Streptophyta; Magnoliopsida; Sapindales; Anacardiaceae
Product: F-box/kelch-repeat protein At3g06240-like
Exons: 2
Coding region: 64-1107 (347 amino acids)
Molecular function (GO): protein binding
Source: RefSeq, a predicted model, not a curated record